AAAAAAUAAAAAAAUCAGUUUAACUCUAUUGAAAAUGAAACAGAGGAAUAAUAAUUUAAAUAUUAAAUAGAUAAAAAAAUACAGAUGAAAAUAAUAGAAGAAAUUAAAAAAAUAAAAUAAACCCACCAUAUGGACAGCAAUUCGAAGAUGGCUCCUUUGUUUCCAUCUCCUCCAGAGCGCCCCGUCGAUUCAGCGCUCCUCCUCCUCUCCACCACACCUCCUUCUCUAUCUCCUCUCAAUGCCGAGACAUCAAAGGACAAAAAGAACAGUGAAGAGGGCUUGAGCGUGGCUUCUAUUGGAUCAAAAUCAUCCUCUUCGUAUCUCACCAGUGAAACUAGCUGAGCUUUGUGGCCGUUGAAACUAGCUGCCAUGAACUCAUGAAACUCAAGGUCGUGGCAUUGUCUGCAUGUAAUUUCUACUACUCGUUGCUUAUUAAUCUAGUUGCUGAUUUAGUUCAAAUUUGAUGAAUAUCUCAACGAACUGAGUGAUCUAAGCUUUAAAUUUAGAAAUAAUCUAAUUGGAUUUGU
Rubroshorea leprosula is the source of this 527-nucleotide messenger RNA. The record is from the annotation of a GenBank genome assembly. NCBI's taxonomy places the organism in Eukaryota, Viridiplantae, Streptophyta, Magnoliopsida, Malvales, Dipterocarpaceae.